Camarhynchus parvulus is the source of this 1291-nucleotide messenger RNA. RefSeq names its product E1A-binding protein p400-like. The transcript is spliced from 8 exons. The record is from RefSeq and is a predicted model, not a curated record. Gene Ontology annotation, cellular component: Swr1 complex. NCBI's taxonomy places the organism in Eukaryota, Metazoa, Chordata, Aves, Passeriformes, Thraupidae. The annotation marks the transcript as partial. Gene Ontology annotation, molecular function: ATP binding; ATP hydrolysis activity; histone binding.
AUGAUCGAGGGCAGCCAGGAGUACAACGAGAGCCUGGUGAAGAGACUGCACAAGGUAACGCACCUGGGCACACCUGGGGACAGCCCGCUGACGGGCAUGAUCGAGGGCAGCCAGGAGUACAACGAGAGCCUCGUCAAGAGACUGCACAAGGUAACGCACCUGGGCGCACCUGGGGACAGCCCGCUGACGGGCAUGAUCGAGGGCAGCCAGGAGUACAACGAGAGCCUCGUCAAGAGAUUGCAUAAGGUGUGUGUGCCCGCGCCGUUCCUGCUGCGCCGGCUCAAGGUGGACGUGGAGAAGCAGAUGCCCAAGAAGUACGAGCACGUGCUCAGGUGCCGCCUGUCCCCUUCAUGGGCCAGCCCUCUCCCCUUCUGCCCCGCCAGGUGUGUCCAGGUGUGCCCCGCAGCAGGUGGACCUGUCCCCGUUCGAGCUGGUGUCGCUGGAGGCGCACCUGUCGCGCUACGCGGCCGAUUGGUUCCUGCCGCUUCGGUCCCGGCGCCUCCUGGAGGACGUGGCCGCCGCCCCCGACCCCAGCCCCCAAACCUGCAUGAAGGUGAACAGGAUGCUGCAGCCGGUGCCGAAGGCGGAGCCUCGGGCGGUUCUGCUCCUCCCCGCCCCUCGCCCCGCCCCCGGGGGCGUGGCCUCGCCGAGCCCCGCCCCCUCCGCGCCAAGCCCCGCCCUCACCGCGCCAGCCCCGCCCCUUUGCUGGUACAAGCGCCGCCUCUCGUCACCCUAAGCCACGCCCCCAGCGCUGGCCCCGCCCCCUUGGUGACGACGCAAGGGGCGGGGCUUAACCUGGGGCUGGGAUUGGCGCUGGCCCCGCCCAGAGCCACGCCCACUCUGCUGGCUCCGCCCCCCGGAGGGCCCGCACAUGCUCUCCCGGCUGCUUCCUUGGCCACGCCCACUCCGGCGGGAGGCCCCGCCCCCGUGGCCACGCCCACCCCGAAUAUGGGCAAAGGGGCGGGGCCGGCCCCGCCCCCUCCCGUGGGGGGCGUGGCCACCUUCGCGCUGCCCCAGCGGCUCCUGCUGGCCCCGGACAUGCAGGCCCGGCUGCCCUCGGGAGAAGUCGUCAGCCUCGGCCAACUGGCCGCCCUGGCCCAGCACCGCCCCUCCCCGCCGGGGGGCGUGGCCAAAACCUCGCCCCUCCCACCUGCUGCCGUGGCCACGCCCCCCGCGGCCUCGGCCCCGCCCCCUCUGACGCUGCAGCUCCAGGGCAGCAAAGUCACGCUUGGCCCCGCCCCCCCAUUACGUCACCUGGCCUUGGCCCGGCCCCCCGGCCGGGGGCUCGCAC